AUGCGGCGAACAGAGCGCAAACGUACGGACCUUUCUGGCAUUUCUACCUCCGCCGGCCGGGUGACCAGCCAAGAAAUUGACAACAUCUCCCAAGAUACAAACGCGUCAAGCGCUGUGAGGUCGCCCUCUUUCGCUCGGACAAGGAUCCUCGGACAUGCAGCGACAGGAUUCGAAGGGCAGCUGUUGGUGGCUCCUGCUCACACACUGGAGAGACAUGGAAUGGGCGGCGCUGGACCUCCCACCAUAGCUGCACUGGCGGACAUGCAUCCACACGCUGACAGGGCAUGUCCACAGCAUGCGACAGGAGUCGCACUGUCGGCGGGGAGACGGCAGUUCACUUGUUUGGGCGCUCAGGAAGGUUCCAUCCCAGCCCCUCGCACAUACCAGAGACCUGCCGUUCCUCGACGGCGCCCCCUCCCUCCACACGGGUCGGCUCCCUCGGCACUUUGUGGCGGUGGUGCCGUCGCGGCAGGCGCAAAGCAGAGGGCUGUGUCAUCUACUGGGCAUUCCGGAUGCUCCAUCGCCCGCAGCGAUUGCGUGAGCGGCUUGGCGGUGCUUCUUCCUGCCCGGCGACGAGACCUCGGAAGUGAUUUACCAACCCGAGCAGCCGACGACGACUCUCCAGCUUCUUUAGCUAGCACGCAGAAGCCUCCAAGCUUGAGAGCCCCGUUGAAGCGGUUAUCAUCCCCGUCGCGCUCCCUCGCUUCGCAGAAACGAGACUCACCGCCUCGCCUUCCAGACUGCGGAGAACAAGACAGGCCGCCGCGAGGUCCACAACAGCGCACAAGACAUGGCGGGACACGUGUGUCAACCAAGAAGAACAAGGAGCCGGAAGUGAAAGGAGUGGAUGGCGGAGGGGGAGAAGGCAGAGGAGAUGUCACAGACGGCGCCGGGGCGUGCCUAGCAGGUUUUCCUGCUGGAGAGCUGAGGGAGGGAACCAGUCCAACGUGCCCGGGCGUUGGUGGACUUUCGGCGGCUCCGAAACUUCCGGUCGAUGUUUGCGAACCGGCUGCAGGCUCGGUUGUGCAAAAGACAAUACACUGCCUCUUCUCAGAGCAUAGUGGAGACGCAGCGAGGCCACUGUCUCUCUCCACGUUGGUCCAGCUCGCUCCGGAAGGCCUGACCGACGAUACCCGUUGCGGAGUUGCCGGGGCGGGGAGGGGGACGGAGGAAACGGAUCGAGGAGAGCUGAGGAGCGAGGUCCAACGCGGGGAGGGUGAAUACACGUCUGGCGAGGCCGCAGAGCAAUUCCAGUGCGUGGAGGCGAGCCGCGAGAAUUUGAAGAUGAAACUGCUUCGGGUCGGGAGGAAAGUUCUUCCGCCCUGGCCUGAAGCACGCGAAAGGGUCGGCAGUCUGGGUCACGCCGCUGAGGAGAAGACACAGCGCGGCUCCGAUAGAGGAGCAGCGAGUCUCCAGGCGCAUCCGACGCCGUCGGCAGUGGAGGCAGAUGAGGGCGCGGCGACUCUACCAGACGUCUCAGAAAACUCCCAGGGGGGCCUGCCCGGGCCCCACGAGGCGGCGAAGGAGCAUGAAAGUGGAGAUUCAGCGGAGGCUGACAGUUGCUGUGCAGCCGACGGCGGAAAGCCAGUCGAGGACAACGUGCUGUUGCACGGUGAUGUCGUGAACCUGAGAGUCGCCGAGAGUACCCCUGCAAACUCAGGCAGCGACGCCAGAGACGAGGAGGAGACAGCAAACUUGGGGGCAAAGAACUGGACUCUGCGAGAGUCUCCCGGAGCCUCGUUGGCGACAGCAAACGUCUCCGAACGGGGUCCAACGCGGGGGGAGAAGCAAGCCAGUUGCACAGAGUGGCGAAACGGGGGUGACAGAGAGACGCCUGGCGCGGGUCAGCGGCAGGAAGGAGACUUCCCUUCCGAAGGACGAAAGGCCUCCCCUCGCAGUUUGGAGCCAUCACCAUCGAGGCAGAAACGGAGGAGUCCUCGCGCGCCCGUGUCCGCGACACCUAUGGAAACAGAUUCCACAAACAAAGUGUCCGCAGGAAGCGCGGCGGAAAGCGUCAGCCAGGCCGCCGGCGGAACGAGAGAGGGGGAAGGAAGCUCGAGCGGGGAGAGAGUGCAAGGCUUGGAGGAAGGUGGAAGAGUGAGAAAGAGGAGAAGACUGAACUGA
Besnoitia besnoiti is the source of this 2124-nucleotide messenger RNA. RefSeq lists its product as uncharacterized. Bases 1 to 2124 code for a protein of 707 amino acids. The transcript has a single exon. The record is from RefSeq and is a predicted model, not a curated record. NCBI's taxonomy places the organism in Eukaryota, Apicomplexa, Conoidasida, Eucoccidiorida, Sarcocystidae.